Molecule: messenger RNA, 762 nt
Organism: Colletotrichum orchidophilum
Lineage: Eukaryota; Fungi; Ascomycota; Sordariomycetes; Glomerellales; Glomerellaceae
Exons: 3
Coding region: 1-762 (253 amino acids)
Biological process (GO): positive regulation of transcription from RNA polymerase II promoter by galactose; DNA-templated transcription
Cellular component (GO): nucleus
Molecular function (GO): zinc ion binding; RNA polymerase II cis-regulatory region sequence-specific DNA binding; DNA-binding transcription factor activity, RNA polymerase II-specific
Source: RefSeq, a predicted model, not a curated record
AUGCCCCGACCGCCGGUGCGUCCCGAAGACCGGAAACGGUCCACCAGGGCCUGCACUGCGUGUCGAGCGACCAAGAAGCGAUGCGACGCCGCGCAGCCAUGCCGACCCUGCGUCAAACGCGGAGUAGUCUUUGUCGGAAAUGCUUCAGCCAUUGCGUUUCUGCAAUACCUGCGAGGAAGCUUGCGUAUCCUAGGUCCAGGUUUUACCAUUAGCCAAGGAUGCCACCGCAUGUUUGAGGCACAAGUUCCCGUCCAGCGGACUGAAGACUUUGCCGACGACAUUGGAAACGCCGAGAGGAAAAUCCUGGUCCAACGAUACCUUGAUGCCUCUAGUGGACUCCUCGAUUUGUUUGACGAAUCGGAUAUCGAGAAUCUACUAGCUUUGAGCCAAACAUUCCACACUGGCUCUCUGAGAUCUGAUACUUCGAUAAACUCGGGGAGUCUCUUAUGCCUCUACAUGAUGAUUGCCAUUGGUGCCCAGUGUCGUGGCCAGACAGGUGACGCGUCGAAAGCUUUCCGGUACUUCUCGGAAGCUCGCAAGCUCUCAUUCGAAGGGAUGCUGAGCGACCCAACAUUGAACACCGCUCGAGGCUUUGUACUAAUGGCAUUCUACAUGUUUGGCGCCUGCCGUCGCAACUCAGCUUUCAUGUACCUCGGGGUUGCCACGAAAGCGGCUUCGGUCAUGGGCUUACACAUGGCGGAACAGUUUCAGUCGCUUUCAGAGACCGAGCGAAGUUUGAGGUACACCUCCUGGUUCCUUUGA